AUGGCACCGUGGUUAUCACUCGAGAAGGAACUAGGAGGCUGGAACCUCGUUGACAGUCACGGCCUCCAUCAAAUUGUGGAAAAGAUGGAUCGACCUCGCGAACGGUAUCCAUCGGUGCAGCUUUUCGUGGGCGGAAAGACCAAGGCAGAGGCGCUCCGAGCGCUGUAUCCCCACAACAGCUAUGGGCGGUCGAGUCGAUUCGGGCUGGCUCGAGUGCAUCUAUCUGAGCUUCCCGGACCGGAUCCGAUCGUCCUCAUUGAGAGCAGUUUACAGUCUCACUCCGAGGUGCGGGCUCCACGAGCGACCGUCUUGCGCCAGCAACCUGUAUGCCGAAGUCACGACUGUUCGCAUGACGAGGUCCGCAAUCUACUAUACCAGCAGGUCUUAUUGCCUAUGGCUCACACCGUGUGUCUCUUCCUGAACGAUCUCUCGAGCACAGACGAUAUCGAGGUGAUACAGAAGCUUCUCGUAGCCUGGCAGGUACCUUCGAACGGAAUAGAUAAAUGCCGAACGCCUCAACCGCAUGUGAUAGUAGUGUUGACGAAAGGGCCGGAGCGACAGGUGUCGGGCGAAAGCAUAGCACGUCGCCUCUCGUCCGCUACUGUCCCUCACGUAGCCGCCGCGAUAUCCGUUGUCGACCUGCGUGAUCGCGGCGAGUUAUCACGAGCCAGCCGAUUUCAGCCGCUCAAACACGCCGUGACCCGCCAACAAGAAGCAGCGCGCACGAUACGAGCGGAGGCCCGGCUUCUUUUCUCCGCCACUCAUCUGGAUGCACUAGCCCGGCAGUCCCUCAAACACGCGGCACGGAGGCCUACAACUCCACUCGAUUACAUUCAGGUGAGUCGACCUAGCCAGACGAAAGAAGUUUGCGCGGCACAGCAUCUGCAUAGCUUUUUAAAGCUUGCGGAUAGUAUACGCCUUGAACGGCAAUACGUGGCGAGGUGUGUUGCGUCCGCGAUGCUCAUGAACGCGUACCCUCCUGGAAUGCACGGUAAGCCAACAGGACACCCAAGAAGCAGAGCUCAACAACAAAUCCGAUACAUCGAAGCAUUAACACGGAACAGGAUUCGAUCCUAUCAGCAUGUUUCGCACAUUGUACGCGAAUGAUUGUAGAACCGCAUGUCUAACCUGGCCGCCAUCACCGGCAAACGCUUUCCGUCAGGCUGUCGAGCGCGAGUUCGCGGUGCUGUUCGCCGCACUCCAACAAGCACCAGGGUCGGCUAAACUCCGGGCCAGCGUUCUCCGCCAAGCUGCCUCCACCUGGUGCACGGUGAAGCCCAGCGAUAUCUGUCUCUUCUGUUUGCGGCAACCACCGGUGCACGUGCUACCCUGCGGCCAUGCGAUCUGUGACACUUG
Molecule: messenger RNA, 1356 nt
Organism: Aspergillus homomorphus CBS 101889
Lineage: Eukaryota; Fungi; Ascomycota; Eurotiomycetes; Eurotiales; Aspergillaceae
Exons: 1
Coding region: 1-1107 (368 amino acids)
Source: RefSeq, a predicted model, not a curated record